UAUAGUUUCCUCUUCCGUCGCCGCUGCCAGUAUCUACCGCAUAUAAUCGAUACUAAUCAGUAAUAUCGAUCAGCUGUGCCAGUGUGGAGGUGUUGUUAUUAGAGACUUCAGAGAGAUUUCCCAGAAUGAGCCUGGCCUCCUGCAGACUCAUGGCGACAGCAGACACAAAGCCGGGAGGAUCCGAGGAGUCCAGUUCGUCGUCUGAGGAGUCCGCGAGGAGGUCCGAGGAGUGGAGGCUGUGGUCCGGGGAGUCCAGGAUGAGCUCCUGGGAGUCGGAGCUGACCUCCAUCCAGCACUCGCUGAAGUUUGUGUUGACGCUGAGGGAGGAGUUUGUUUGUCCCAUCUGCAGUGGAGUCGUGCUCAACCCUCAGCAGAACUCCUGUGGACACAUCUACUGCUUCUUCUGCCUCCAAGCACUGCUGGAGAGUUCAUCAUCGUCCAGCCCAGUUUGUCCAGUAGACGGAGCUGUGAUCACACCAGCUGAGGUUUUCCAGGACAACUGCUGCAAACGAGAAAUCUCCAGUUUAGAAGUGUACUGCACCAACUCCCCAGCAUGCACCUCUGUCCUCACAUUACGCCACCUGCAGGAGCACCGGAGGUCGUGUCAGUUUGAGCAGCUGCAGUGCUGCAAUCCAGGCUGCAGGACGGCACUACAGAGGAGAUACCUGCAGGAACACCUGACCGACGCCUGUCCUCACCGCAUGGAGCCCUGCCCUCAUUGCCAGCAACCGCAGAGACUCAGCCUCAUCCAGGAUCAUGUGCAGAGCUCCUGUCCGGAGGUGGAGGUGGACUGUCCCAACAGCUGCUCCCUGAAGGUUCCCAGACACAAGCUGACUGAACACAGAGAGUCGUGUCCUGAGCUUCACAUCGACUGUUCUUAUAAGAAGUUUGGCUGCUCUGUGCAGGAUAAGAGAGGGAGAGUGAAGCUGCAUGAAGACGCUGCCGUCAAUCGUCACAUGCUGCUGGUCCUGAGGAGCAACACCCACCUGGAGCAACAGGUGGAGGUUCUCCAGGAGGAGGCGCUGCUGAAGCAGCAGGAAGUCCAGACGGACAGUUUCCUGCUCGCUGGUCUGCAGAAGAACAUCAGACCACCGCUGCAACAGAACAGCAGCCUUGAACACAUCGUCUCUACAGCUCAGAGGACGCUGAGCAGGCAGGAGGACGUCCUGUCCACCGUCCAGCUGGACAUCCAGCAGGUGUCCCGGGGACUCGGUCCUGGUAUGGAGGAGCUGGAGCAGCUCAGGAAGUCUCUGGAUGCUGUGAUCCAGGAAGUGUCGGCAGCCGAAGCCCUCAGAGAACACCUGGGAACUUUGGAGGAGAAUCUGAAGCAUCACUCGGGUCUCCUGGAUCUCCACGCCGCUCAGCUCAGUAGCAACAAGCAGCACCUGCAGGAGCUCGAGGCCACGUCCUACGACGGCAAACUGAUCUGGAAGAUCAAGGACUUCAGGAGCAGGAGGGAAGCGGAGGUCAAAGGUGAAGUGCCCUGCCUGAGCAGCGUGCCGUUCCACACCGGAUGUUGCGGCUACAAAAUGGCCACCAAGGUCUAUCUGAACGGGGACGGGGAGGGAAGAGGGACUCACCUGUCCCUUUAUGUUGUCCUGAUGCCGGGAGACUUUGACGCUCUGCUGCCGUGGCCUUUCAGACAGACCGUGUCUCUGUCUGUUCUGGAUCAAAGCGGUGCCGGUAACCACCCGAGUCUCAGCUUCAGACCCGACCCGAUAUCCAAAAGCUUCCAGCGACCCGCCACCGAGUCCGUCAGCAACGUCGCUGUUGGAUUUUCAUGCUUCAUUCCCCUCAACAAGCUAGAAGCUCCUCAAAACGCUGCGUAUGUCAAAGACGACACUCUGUUUGUCAAAGUGAAGGUGGACAUGGCCGGUUUAGAGCACCUGUAGGCUUUUGUCCUCCACGUUAUCGUGUGUAGGAUUAGAUUUUAUAUAUUUUACUUUGGCGCCAUCUGGUGUUCAGUUCAGGAAGGACACUGUGGGAGACGAGGCAACACAGACUGAUGCAAUUUUCACUGUGAUCUUCUUAUUUUUCUACCAAAUAUGCUGUCAGAAUAAUUUAAAAAGAGUAAAAAAAAAUCGACAUAUUGUAACUUUAACAGUUUGACAUUUUGGGAAAUAUUCUCUUUCUUUCUGACACAUGUUUUGAUAUCACCCUCAUUUGCCAAAAUGUCAAGCUUUUCCUUUAAGCUUUCAGAUCAUCUCAGGGAUCGUUUGAUGGAGGUCCGACUCCAACAAAGACUGCGGUUACUAAUAAUUAUUAAAUGCCCGUUAUCUUGAUGUUAUGACUUAAUUGUCUGAGAAUAACUAACACUUGGUGCUCAAAUCAAGGUAUUUAAGUCUGUCAUCCUGAGAUCAGGAUCUAAUGAUCAGUUCACCUGCAGAUAUUAAACAGUUUAGUAUU
This is a messenger RNA of Sebastes umbrosus (honeycomb rockfish), 2406 nucleotides long. RefSeq names its product Tnf receptor-associated factor 5 (gene traf5). The coding region runs from base 126 to 1892 and encodes 588 amino acids. Gene Ontology annotation, cellular component: plasma membrane signaling receptor complex. Lineage: Eukaryota; Metazoa; Chordata; Actinopteri; Perciformes; Sebastidae. The transcript is spliced from 11 exons. The record is from RefSeq and is a predicted model, not a curated record. Gene Ontology annotation, biological process: regulation of apoptotic process; positive regulation of JNK cascade; protein K63-linked ubiquitination. Gene Ontology annotation, molecular function: thioesterase binding; zinc ion binding.